AGCCCCCGAGGAGAAUGACGACUGCAUAUACACGUAAAAGAAUUAUUGAGAAUUUUACAUCCAAAAUUCUGUACGAUCCCAUACGAAUUUCAAAAAUGGCGAACACCAAAUUCCUGGUCGCUAGUGUUUUGUUCUGCCUCUGUAUCGAGGCCAUAUUGGCCAAGCCGCCCAAGACAUGCAUGGACCAGGGAGACGUUUUUGUGGCCGGUUCCAACAAGAGAAUCCAAGGAUGGACGAACGUCGGCGGCUGCACAUGCGAGAGAGCCAGGAAGGAGGCUGAUAAGCCAGGAAGGAUUGGAGGGUACAUUCCCCAGUGCGACGCAAGUGGCAAAUUUCAACGUCGGCAAGGUUGGGGUAGUACCGGCAGUUCAUGGUGUGUGGACGAUCGCGGAAACCAAAUCUCGGAAGUGAAACCACCGGGACGAAGCUCCAACGUCAAACUGAACUGCUAAACUACAAAUGCAUAUUUUGCUGUAAUGCGAACCUGUCUUCGUAAGGCGUGUUCUAUAUGCAACCUUUUGCACUCUCGAUGCUUCCGAAUUGCUUGCCCGGUAGCUUGUAAAUUUCUGAACUUCGAGUGCUUGACGUGCCGCGUAUAAAAUUUACGACAGCGUAAGUUAAUUCGUGUACAAUGUUAA
Messenger RNA from Paramacrobiotus metropolitanus, 638 nucleotides. RefSeq names its product equistatin-like. Bases 15 to 452 code for a protein of 145 amino acids. NCBI's taxonomy places the organism in Eukaryota, Metazoa, Tardigrada, Eutardigrada, Parachela, Macrobiotidae. The transcript has 3 exons. The record is from RefSeq and is a predicted model, not a curated record.